This is a messenger RNA of Otolemur garnettii (small-eared galago), 949 nucleotides long. RefSeq names its product membrane spanning 4-domains A1 (gene MS4A1). Gene Ontology annotation, biological process: cell surface receptor signaling pathway. The record is from RefSeq and is a predicted model, not a curated record. Gene Ontology annotation, cellular component: external side of plasma membrane; plasma membrane. Lineage: Eukaryota; Metazoa; Chordata; Mammalia; Primates; Galagidae. Bases 62 to 949 code for a protein of 295 amino acids. The transcript is spliced from 7 exons.
AGCAUCCAAAAUCAGCCGUUGAACCUUGAGGCCUGGGAAACUCAGGAGUUUUAAGAGCAAAAUGACAACACCCAGAAAUUCAGUAAAUGGGACUUUCCCAGCAGAGCCUAUGAAAGGCCCUAUUCCUGUACAACCUGUUCAAAAAGUAACCCUGAGGAGGCUGUCAUCCCUGGUGGGCCCCACGCAGAGCUUCUUCAUGAGGCAGUCUAAAGCUUUAGGGGCCGUCCAGAUCAUGAAUGGGCUCUUCCACAUUGCCCUGGGGGGCCUCCUGAUGAUCCCCACAGGGGAAUAUGCACCCAUCUGUGUGACUGUGUGGUACCCUCUCUGGGGAGGUGUUAUGUAUAUUAUUUCUGGAUCACUCGUGGCAGCAGCAGAGAAAAACUCCAGGAAGAGUUUGGUCAAAGGGAAAGUGAUAAUGAACUCACUGAGCCUCUUUGCUGCCAUUUCUGGAAUGAUUCUUUCUAUCUUGGACAUACUUAAUAUUAAAAUCUCCCAUUUUUUAAAAAUGGAGAGUCAGAAUCUCAUUAAAACUCCCGUGCCAUAUAUUAACAUAUACAACUGUGAACCACUUAUGCCCUCUGAGAUAAGCUCUCCAUCCACGCAAUACUGUUACAACAUACGAACUGUGUUUUUGGGCACCUUGUCAGUGAUGCUCAUCUUCGCCUUCUUCCAGGAACUUGUGGUUGCGGGCAUUGUUGAGAAUGAAUGGAAAAGAAUGUGCUCCAGACCCAAAGCUAACGUGGUUCUCCUGUCAGCUGAAGAAAAAAAAGAACAAGCCAUUGAAAUAAAAGAAGAAGUAGUUGAGCUAACUGAGAUAUCUUCCCAACCAAAGAAUGAAGAAGACAUUGAAAUUAUUCCAAUCCAAGAAGAAGAAGAAACAGAAGUAAAUUUCCCCGAACCUCCCCAAGAUCAGGAAUCCUCACCAGUAGAAAAUGACAUCUCCGCUUAA